This is a messenger RNA of Amaranthus tricolor (Joseph's coat), 1750 nucleotides long. RefSeq names its product U-box domain-containing protein 27-like. Gene Ontology annotation, molecular function: ubiquitin protein ligase activity. NCBI's taxonomy places the organism in Eukaryota, Viridiplantae, Streptophyta, Magnoliopsida, Caryophyllales, Amaranthaceae. The transcript has a single exon. The record is from RefSeq and is a predicted model, not a curated record. Gene Ontology annotation, biological process: protein ubiquitination. Bases 227 to 1489 code for a protein of 420 amino acids.
CAUCAAUUCAUCAACAUUGAAUCGAAUAUAUAUCAAUUCAAAAUUCUUAUUCUUGCGUCACUUCUAUUCCUUUCACAAUUGACCUUUCAUUCUAUCUUCUCUUCUUAAUCCUCCAUUUUUACUCUUCUUUUUCCUGUCCCUUCUCUCUCCUCUACACACCAUUUUCUCUCUCUAAACCCAUUUUUUCACUGAUUUUCUUGAUUGAUUGACUGAUAGAAAUCGAAAUAUGGGUAAGAUUGAUGAUCUAUACAUAACAGUUCCCAGUUUCUUCAAAUGUCCGAUUUCACUUGAUAUAAUGAAAUCUCCGGUCAGUCUUUGCACUGGUGUAACGUACGAUCGUGCGAGUAUUCAACAAUGGUUGGAGAGCGGGAAUAAUACAUGUCCAGCUACUAUGCAGGUUCUUGACAGCAAGGAAUUCGUACCGAAUCAUACUCUUCAACGACUCAUUCAGAUCUGGUGUAACAACAAUCAUCUAUCUCAUUUUCGUUCUAAUUUGAAUCCGAAAUUUCAAUCGAUUUCUUGUGCUGUUGUUAAGGAUUUAAUCAUACAAUUGGUUGAAAAAGAACAUGCAGAUGGAUUUGGGAUAAUGUUUGAGAUUUUUGUUAAGAUUCUUUGUUUUGCUACCGAAUCAGACGAUAAUACCAAAUUUUUAGCGAAUGAUGAGAAGUUUAUUGAUUAUUUAGUUAAAUUUCUGUGUUCUAAAGGUCCAGAUCUGAAACCAGACCUUCUAGAAGCUGUUUUGAAGAUAUUUCAUCUGAUUAUUACGAAGGGAAAGAAGAUACUAAAUCCGAGCAGCUGCAACUCUAUCUCGACGACUCUAGUCCGGAUCUUGAGAACUAGAGGGUCCGGGUCCGAGUUUGGGUCCCAAGUUGCAGCCGCGGGCAUAAUUGAGACGUUUGCUCAAAACCCAGAAUUAAAAAAGCAUGUGUUUGAGCAUCACGAGCUUGUAUUUGAGCUCGUGCAAGUGCUCAAACACCGAGAAAUCAAGCAAGAUGAAAUACAAGCUAUUUUAUCUUGCUUGAUUUCUCUCUCUUCAGCUCGGACUAACAAAAGAAAAUUAAUCCGUGUUGGAGGAGUUAAAAUAAUAGUGGACUUGAUGUCCAACAUUAAUAGUAAAAAUUUGACUAUUGAGCUCCUCGUGACCCAACUAGAAACGCUAGUUGGGUGCACGGAGGGGCGAGCAGCGAUAAUUGAUGAUCCAAAUUGUUUACAAAUGAUCAUCAGCAAGGUUAUGAAGGUUUCGAAAUCGACGAAUGAGCAUUGUAUUGCAAUUCUAUGGAGUUUGUGUUAUUUGUUUAGAGAUCAAAGGGCUAAAGAAGGUGUAAUGAGAAGUAAUGGUGGAUUAACAAAGAUAUUGUUGUUAAUGCAAAGUGAUUGUUCUCCUGCUGUGAAGAAGAUGUGUUGUGAUUUACUUAGGAUUUUUAGGGUUAAUUCUAAAUCUUGUCUUUCUAGCUAUGAUACUAAAACUACUCAUAUUAUGCCAUUUUAAUUACUCUUUACCUAUGUUUUUAUUUUAAUUUUGAUUUGGUUCAAAAAUAGGCAAGGGGUAUACAAGAAUUUUGUAAAUGAUAAGGGAAAACAAAGAGAAUUUUUGGUGAAUUAUUAUAGAAAGGAAAUUCAUUCCUUCAUUAAUUUUAGUGUUCAACAAUUAGUGACCAAUUGUUUCAUUUGCAUUUUGAAUUAUUAAUCGAUCACUUUUAAUUUGUAUUAUUUUUUGUUUAUAAGUUAAAUAUAGUCAAAUAAUAUUUUC